Messenger RNA from Priapulus caudatus, 3562 nucleotides. RefSeq names its product pre-B-cell leukemia transcription factor 1-like. The record is from RefSeq and is a predicted model, not a curated record. Bases 249 to 1448 code for a protein of 399 amino acids. Gene Ontology annotation, molecular function: RNA polymerase II cis-regulatory region sequence-specific DNA binding; DNA-binding transcription factor activity, RNA polymerase II-specific. Gene Ontology annotation, biological process: embryonic organ development; animal organ morphogenesis; neuron development. The transcript is spliced from 8 exons. NCBI's taxonomy places the organism in Eukaryota, Metazoa, Priapulida, Priapulimorpha, Priapulimorphida, Priapulidae. Gene Ontology annotation, cellular component: nucleus.
UUGCUCAGCAAUCGAUGUGCAACCCACCGAAACAUUUUCCUGUCCGUCAUAAUAGCCAUAAGACUGUCAGUCAGAUGGUUUGUGUUCUAGGUGACUGAAUGAUACCGCGAGCACUAUUAUGUAAUAUACUGCUGAUUUGCAAUGUGCGGGUUUGCUAUGAAUUUUUUCGUUUCAAUUUCGUGGAUUGCAGGGCAAAAGGCUGAAGACGAAGCACAGGAACGAAAGUUACACUAAGUGACUAGCCCGUAAUGGAUGAUCAACAAAGACUAAUGCACGGGCACGGAGCAUCAGCAACUAUGGCACAUGGCAUAUCACAAGGAUAUAUGCAAACGGUCGAUCCCUCUCAACCUCCGCAUGACCAGGAAAACACAAAGCGAGAAAUUGGGGAAAUUCUUCAACAGAUUAUGAAUAUCACAGACCAGAGUUUGGAUGAAGCACAAGCUAGGAAGCAUACCCUGAACUGCCACCGAUUAAAGCCAGCUCUGUUCAGUGUACUUUGUGAGAUCAAGGAGAAAACAGUGCUCAGCAUCCGCGGGCAGCAGGAGGAGGAGCCGCCCGACCCGCAGCUGCUGCGUCUCGACAACAUGCUGCUGGCAGAGGGCGUCGCCGGACCGGAGAAGGGCGGCGGCUCAGCGGCGGCGGCCAACGCAUCGGCGGCCGUGUCCGGCGGGCCGGGGCAGCCGGACAACGCCAUCGAGCACUCGGACUACCGCGCGAAGCUCGCGCAGAUACGCUCCAUCUACCACACCGAGCUGGAGAAGUACGAGCAGGCGUUGCUGUCCUCCGGCAGGCGCAAGAGGAGGAACUUCAGCAAGCAGGCGACGGAGAUUCUCAACGAGUACUUCUACUCGCACCUCAGCAACCCGUACCCGAGCGAGGAGGCGAAGGAGGAGCUGGCGAGGAAGUGUGGAAUCACCGUGUCACAGAUAUGCAACUGGUUUGGCAACAAGCGCAUCCGCUAUAAGAAGAACAUAGGUAAAGAGCAGGAAGAGGCGAACCUUUACGCGGCGAAGGCCGCAUCCCGGGCGGCCGCCACCAUGAAUGCUAGUCAGUCAGGCUACAACAUGGUGCCCAACUCACAGGGUGGAGGACAGAUGAUGGCGGGCCAGCAGCCGGACAUGUACAAUCUAAAUGUGAACGGCGACGGCUACUCCUCCAGUGCGGCGGUUGGUGCUAAUGUACAGUCACAGGUAAACGCGCUACGUCACGUUAUAGCAUCGACCGGAGGCUACGCCGGCGAGAACAUUUACGACCGCAUACAGCAGGGCGGUAACAAGCCGGCGAGCAGCAGCGGCAGCCGGCCCGAGUCGCAGGACGGCAACAAGCCGGGCGGCGGGGAGCUGCGCAUCUCGGCCGUACCCGAGUUCCCGGACAUCCAGGGGCUCAGCGAGAGCGGCGACGACGACAGCACCCAGGACGAGCCGCCCUCCAAGCGCUCCAAGGUGUAGGUGGCGCCACCGUCGACGCACGCGCUCAGCGGGGGAAGAGCGAUGUUCGGCGCACGAGGAUGGCGGACGUCGCUCUCCGUGACUCGCUCGGAAAACGCGCGUUCGUGCGCAGGGGAGAGGGAUGGUGGUCACGAUGACGUUCGGACCGCGCGUCGGACGCGUCGCCGGCACGGUCGCUGUCGUCACGAGCGUUUCCGUUCCUCCGCUGCUACGCGAACUCGCCCGCGCUGCCCACUGUCGUAGCCAUUAAGCUGGAGUGUUACGUGGGGUCUGCGUCCGCCGCCUCGACCCUCACCUCCGCCGGUCUCGUCAUGGGUAGCUGACCUCCGCGCGUCCUUCGUAAUUCACGUGCAGGCUCACCGACGAGGGCGGCCGUGAGUGCGGGGUCGCGACCUGUUGUCGCUACGACGAGGCACUCGCCAUCGCGAGAACGCGCGCAGUGCGCCGACCUACCGUUAACUAGCUCCCCCUCGCCUAACGUGUGCGGCGACAGGUGGGGUUGUUGUAGCCGCAAGGUUGGCAUGAGCGCGCAACGCGGUCGUAGCGAUGUGUAAGCAAUCGUAAACGCGAUCGUGUGAAAACCGAAAAAUCGUAAGAAAUCGUUGUAUAUUGUGUAUGUUCGGAAUCCACGAGCGGUCGCGCGGACGGCGCAUUGAUUCGUGUUUUUAGCUUUUUCGUUGUUUUGAACGAUGUAAAUUGUAAGGAAGAGUGUGUGUGUGUGUGUGUGUGUGUGUCCGACGACAAAAUCUCGAUUGGAAAUUUUAAUUGUAGCUCGGUCUGAUCAUCCCUAUGCAAUUCGUGUAACUGUGUGACUUGUGGAAGACCAUUGCCACCGGUGAGGUAGAGUCUGUCUUGGCUCCGCACCUUUUUCUCGUAUGCAAACGUGAACAGAGUUCAGUAUAGAGGGUUUGCCCCCGGUAGUUUUCUAGCCAAGCUAGUUCUACGUAGGUACCAUCGUGAGACCGAUCGCAAUCGGGAAUGUGUGAAAUGCAGGAAAGCGCGCAUGUAUUUUUCCCUGUCCAUCCUGGAGCCAGACAAAUCGCAUCAUGUUCAUAAGUAUACGCAGGGGGUACAUAUUUCUAGAAAUACACUGUGUCGGGGAAGUUUACUUCCCGCCUGUAUAUUAUGAUGAGUAUUUUAUCCGUUUUUUUUUUCAAGCAGAGUUUUAGCAAUUAUUGUUUUAUAUAUGUGUGCGAUUUCUUUUGCACAUAGGUCUAUUAUAUAUACGUUGAAUAUAUAUAGAAAAAUGGAAUUAAUAUUAAUAAUGGUAGCAUCGGUAGUUGUGUACGUGAAGCUUAGUAACGUAGCCCCCCCCCUCAUCCCGUCGUUAGCUGAGCAGGCUUGCACGUCCUGCCAGUGUAAAGCUGGGCUUACACUACCGACUUUAUGUUGGCGAAUUGGCGAGUUGGACCAACUUUUCAAUUCGCCAACUCCGAGUUGGCGUAAAUAGAACAUGUUCUAAUCUCCCUACUAGUUGCUAUCAAUCGAUUGGUCACGCAACUUUUGCGUUUACACUGCCGAUUGUCGGUUGUAUAGUUGGGAAGUUGGUCCAAUUUGCCAAUUCGCCAACACAAAGUUGGUAUUGUAAACCCAGCUUACCGAUAGCAGCAUGCGAUGUAAUGGUACCCGGCGAUAGGCGGUCGGAAUACGAAUGCCCGCUCCAGUAGGCGGCGGAUGCGUGGGACGUAGCCGCCGCCAGCGGACGCAACGUCGUCAGUGAGCGUGCGAUCACUUUUGACGCCGAUAUGUGAUUCGCGCGAGAAGCGUCAAGGCUCGAGCUCGAACGAUGCUGUUGCGCAUUCCAAACGUUCGUCGCGACGACGCGGCUUGGUUCUCGCGGCGGUUUUCACGCUCCUUGGUUUCGAUGCUGCGGCGAGGGAGGCGGUGGCCCGGCUACGCGCGAUCUUACUCGUAGUCUGGGUGGUCGCAGGUAGAGGGUGCUGCUUGCUGGCGGCGAGUCGUUGAGUUGUCCGCGGGGCCCGCGUUGGUAACGUCGUCGGUCGAUCAUGGUCGCUGGGCGUGCCAUUGAUCGUGUGCUCUUAAAGGCUCACAAUGCGCAUCCAAACGCUAAUUUCUCCAGUACUAGACUAGCAAAUACUUCGUGGCAUGCAUAA